Molecule: messenger RNA, 3930 nt
Organism: Eublepharis macularius
Lineage: Eukaryota; Metazoa; Chordata; Lepidosauria; Squamata; Eublepharidae
Product: monoacylglycerol lipase ABHD6-like
Exons: 9
Coding region: 215-1228 (337 amino acids)
Source: RefSeq, a predicted model, not a curated record
GGAGGCGGCGGAAACUGAGCGUCUCAGGCAUCCCUUUUCUGUCGGAGGGCAAAGGCUGCCUCGCGAUCUUCGCCUUUAAGGUCCAAAGGAGGGCGAGAGAACCGGACGGAACGACGUGAGGCGGCCGUUCGGCGGCUGUUCGGCGGACUGGAGCCCCGAGGAAGCAGAAGCGGGUGUAGCCGGUGGAGGUGAGGCAGAGCUGUAAGAAGACAAGAUGGACCUUGAUGUGCUAAACAUGUUUGUAAUAGCAGGGGGCACUCUGGCAAUCCCCAUUCUGGCGUUUGUUGCCUCCUUCCUCCUGUGGCCUUCAGCGCUAAUAAAAAUAUAUUACUGGUAUUGGCGCCGAGCACUGGGCAUGCAAGUUAGAUAUGCCAACUAUGACGACUACCAGUUUUGUUAUUCCUACCGAGGGAGACCUGGGCACAGACCCACCAUACUCAUGUUGCAUGGAUUCUCGGCGCACAAAGAUAUGUGGCUGUCUAUAGUCAAGUUCCUACCAAAGCACCUGCACUUGAUUUGUGUUGAUAUGCCUGGCCACGAGGGCACUACCCGCUCAUCUCUAGAUGACUACUCCAUUUAUGGGCAAGUGAAAAGAAUACACCAGUUUGUUGAAUGUAUCAAUCUGAACAGGAAACCCUUUCAUCUAGUGGGCACUUCAAUGGGUGGUAAUGUUGCAGGCGUUUAUGCUGCUCAGUACCCAGCAGACAUCUGCAGUUUAACUCUUGUGUGCCCUGCAGGUUUACCGCCUUCCACAGAAAGCAAAUUUGUUAAGCAGCUGCGGGAGCUGAAAGAGUCUGAGGGCAUGGACAGGAUUCCAUUGAUUCCGUCCACUCCUGAGGAAAUGGCAGACAUGUUAAAGCUCUGCUCUUAUGUUCGCUUUAAAGUCCCCCAGCAGAUCCUGCAGGGCCUUGUUGAUGUUCGCAUCCCACAUAAUGAUUUUUACCGAAAAUUAUUUUUAGAGAUCGCAGAUGAAAAGUCAAGAAACUCUCUUUAUGAAAACAUGAGCAAGAUCAAAGCCCCAACACAGAUCAUCUGGGGAAAGCAAGAUCAGGUGCUGGACGUCUCAGGAGCAGAUAUUUUAGCAAAAUCAAUUCCUGACUGUCAAGUAUACAUUUUGGAAAACUGUGGACACACGGUAGUCGUGGAACGGCCCAGAAAAACAGCAAAGCUCCUCCUGGAGUUCUUAGCUACUGUUCAGAAUGCAGAAAACAAUAAGAAACUGGCUUGAACUUUCAUUGUCAAAUUGAACCCUUAAGCUAGAUGUUCCAGUUGUGAUGAAAUUCUCAGGGAUCUUGUACAGAGCUUGGUGACCGUGCCAAAAUCCCUGAAAUAAUAAAAAAAAUUGAUCUAUUUAUUUGUAGCUCUGCUAGUGCAGUGACUCACAGGAAAUGGAACAAUUAUCAGAAUAUGGUUGCUCUUGGUAAUGUCCAGUAAAGUUCACAUUAUUUGGAAAGUAAUAAAAGACCCAUCAUAUCUGUGGCGCUACUAAUUUAUUUUUAUUUCAUUAUUAUCCCACCUAUUUUUGAUGACACUUUAACAAAUUUGAAACCUGUGUAUUCAAGCUAUAUAAUGUGCAUAUUAGCUAGAGAGUCUGAAGUGAUACAGACUUACUUUUAUCUUGCAGGAGUGCAAGUUUUUGGUCCUUUGCAAUGAUUUGGUAUAUUGUGAAGCCUAGUUGAGAGGGAAAAGAAGGACAGUUUUUGUUAUGGCUUCCUGAUUUCAGCCAGUUUUCUGAAAAUGUAAUGGGGCAAUCCUGAGCAGAGUUAUACACUUCUACGCCCUUUGACUUCAGUGGACUUAGAAGGGUGUAACUGUGUUUAGGAUUUCACUGUGAUAGCCCCUAUUAAGCAGCUUCACUUAUAAGUAAGCGAGUACCACUGAUUUCAAUGGGCCUUGCUCUCAAAUAAAGUGUGUGAGGAUUGCAGGCUGAAUUACCUGAAAAAAUGUGUUCCCUGCUUGUUCAUUGGACUUUACCUAUACUGUACACGUCAUAUAAUUAUUUAUAUAAUAUAUAAACUAGAAUAUGACCUGAAAUCAGAAAAUUCUAUGUCAUGGAAUGUACUGGCCACUUCUAGGUUUAUGCAGCUCUGUUAUGUGAUCUAGCAUAAUAUCUGGCAACUUGGAAUGUAGAUGUCAAUGACAUUUGUUUAAACAUAUAUAGGAAAUACAGUAAAGAGGAAAGAUUUACAGACUGAGAGCCUCGAGUGUAUCCUGCCUCUUAGUCUAUAUGGCUUUGCAUGAUAAGCAGCUCUAACAAAAGGUUCUGAUGAUCCAGAUACUUGCAUAAAGUGCUGUUUUUGUAGCUCGUUAAUGUAUGAUUUUGGCAGAGAAUGAAAACAACAUACAACAUUUUAGUGGUAUGAAAGUUUCAUGGACUGUGCAGUUCCAUAAAGUUUACAGUAAUUUAUUAUGGAUGAGUUUUCUAUCCCUUGAUGACUCCUUCGUUAUGUACUGCCUUAAUUGUCAGCAAUGCUGAAAUAGUGGUAUUAUCUGGCCUUGCUUUCAUUACAAAAUUUUCUUGUAAGCCUAUAGUUGUAAUAUUCAAACAAUUCUGGAGUAACUGGAUUAGGGAUUCAAGUUUAAAGGACACUUCACUGACUAUAGCAUACACAUGUGCACAUCCAGCAAACUGAUUUAGAUCUACUGAGAUCAUUGGAACUACACCUGUAUUUAAGUGAUUAGCCAAUCAUUGCCUGUGAAAAGAGAUCUGUCUGUACAGUUAAUAAAUCAUGGAGCCAUUUUGGAGCCAAUCCUGGAGCCAUUUUUUCCAUCUAGAUGGGACCUGAGCCAAGCAAUAAAUACUGUAGAUAGAUACACGAGUGAUCAAAUUCAGGUGCAAAGUUGAGGUGAGCUGUUUCCUUGGCUCUUUUCUUAAUUGUAUGUUCUACUGAGUGUUUUGAUGUAAAUAAUUGAGUUUUUAAAAAAUGAAUUCUAUGAAUUCUGUAAAUGGUAAUAAAUAAUUAGGGAGGAUGAAUAAUGGAUGAAAUAUGUAAUAAUAAAAUAUAAUUAGGGUGUUCUCCAGGCUUGUCUGCUUAGCAAACUCUUAGAGUGGGAACUAUUUAUCAGAUGCAGUAUAAGCUUCAGCAGAUUCCUUUUUAAAAAGUAUAUUAGUACAAAGCAUACCAAAUACGAUGGUCUUCUCUUUUCCUGGUUAUUUGUACUAACAUAUGGUAGCAAGUUGUAGCUGAAUGCAGUUUGUAUAUCAAAAUCAGAAAGCAAGACUUGUUUCAUAACUGUGAUAUCUUUGUUUUAAUAUAUGGGGAAGGUUUCUGAAAAUCCUUUAAGUCCCCUCUUGCAAAAUGUGCAACAAGCUUCAUUGUUUAUUCUGAUAACAAUCUUUUGCAAUAUGGGUACUUGAGAUACAAACCCAUCACACACACACACACACACUCCAGAACAGCCCUAAUCAAGGGUGGAUCCACUUGAGAGUAAACUGAUUAAGAUUGCAAUCACAAAUAAUCUGUUGUGGCACUUGUUGGCAAAUGUCUUCUGUAGUCAUUAUUCUUUCUGGCUUUACUGGAAGCUACUCAGUGUAUAGAAUAAUGUCACUAUACAUCCACUUUUAUUUAUUCCUCAAUUACAGGUUUUGCAUUUGGACCCUCAGGUUUGAUUGUAUUGUGCUGUGCAGGGAUUUACUGUACAUUCCUUUGCAUUUAUGGCUGCCAUAGAACUUUAAAUAUGGUACAUAAAAGCUCCAUUUUCCAGAACUGGUUGUAUGUUGCUCAAAUAGAAGCAUCAGUCUUUAAUUUGAGAAGAUUAGGAAAAUGCUUUUCAUUUGAUCAUACUUCAGAUGUAGACACAUACAAAAAGGCUGGUUAUCUUAAUGAAUAAAAAGCUAGCAGAGACACAGGAAAGUAAAGAGCUACAGGUUUUAUUAUGGUUUCCAGAAUUUAGUGGGCUGUUGUAUGCAAAAAGUUUUAAUUAAAAUGC